Messenger RNA from Gracilinanus agilis (Agile Gracile Mouse Opossum), 784 nucleotides. RefSeq names its product rhophilin associated tail protein 1 like (gene ROPN1L). Bases 22 to 696 code for a protein of 224 amino acids. NCBI's taxonomy places the organism in Eukaryota, Metazoa, Chordata, Mammalia, Didelphimorphia, Didelphidae. The transcript has 5 exons. The record is from RefSeq and is a predicted model, not a curated record.
UUGCUAAACUCCCGAAGAAUCAUGCCUCUUCCAGAUACUAUGUUCUGCUCUCAGCAGAUUCAUAUUCCCCCGGAACUUCCAGAUAUCUUGAAACAGUUCACCAAAGCUGCUAUUAGAACUCAGCCAACCGAUGUAUUGCUAUGGUCUGCAGGGUAUUUUUCAGCUUUGUCCAGAGGAGAUCCCCUUCCUGUAAAGGAGAGAGUUGAAAUGCCAGUGGCUACCCAAAGGACAGAUACAGGAUUGACAAGAGGACUCCUUAAAAUUUUACAUAAACAGCUUGCUUACAAAAAAAUCGUGGACUUAAGAGACCUUCAGCAGAAGUGGAAAACUUUGUGCUUGCCGAUGGAAAAACUAAAAUUCAUUCUCAAAAUGGAUCCUGUUGAAGACAAAAUAGAUUGGAUGAAAUUUUUAGCACUUGGCUGUAGUGCUCUUGGUGGGACAUUACACAGUGCAAUGAAGCAAGCUUGUGAAAUUCUUACAGAAGACCCUGAAGGCGGACCUGCUCGCAUCCCAUUUGAAACUUUUUCUUUCAUCUUCACUUAUCUCUCAGGAUUAGACCCCGAUAGAACUGAGAAGGAAACUAAAAUUUUUCUCAAAAAUCUUGAGGAAACAGUAGCCGAUAGGAAAGAAGGCAUGAUAGGAGUUUCAGAUUUCUUCAUAGAAGACAAGAAGAAAUUGCAAUAUCUUGCAAUUUAAGAAGCAGACAAUAUGGGACUAGUUCAGAGAAGAAAACUCUUUUAGUCAAAUAGUGCUUAUAAAAGCUUAGCACAAAUACAGCUUUGCC